Molecule: messenger RNA, 4779 nt
Organism: Candida dubliniensis CD36
Lineage: Eukaryota; Fungi; Ascomycota; Pichiomycetes; Serinales; Debaryomycetaceae
Gene: YCF1
Product: ATP-binding cassette glutathione S-conjugate transporter
Exons: 1
Coding region: 1-4779 (1592 amino acids)
Biological process (GO): transmembrane transport
Cellular component (GO): membrane
Molecular function (GO): ATP binding; ATP hydrolysis activity; ABC-type transporter activity
Source: RefSeq, a predicted model, not a curated record
AUGGAACAAGUGGAAGUGAUAUCAUCAUCAUCAUCUUUAUCAAAUUUAUUUAAUAGUUGGAAUUAUAUUAAUCAUCUUCCAUUAUUAUCUUCCUUAUCACAAUCGAGUACAACUUUUGAUGAAUUUGUAAGCAACAACAAUAGUUCAUCUCGACAUUUGGAUUUACAAGGAUGGUUGAGUUGUAAUACUCAAGAAGAUGGUUGGGGUCCUUUAUCUUCAACAUAUAAUGAUUUGACUCCUUGUUUUUUACAAGGAGGGUUAUUUGGUGUAUCAGCAAUUUUAAUGAUAUUAAUUGGAAUUUAUCAAAUUUCUUAUCUUAGAAAUAAAAAAAUAACUGUUGGUAAUAGAAUUAAUUGGAAUUUUUAUUUGAAAUUAUUUUUAAUUUUAAUUCAAAUUUUUUUCCAAAUAGGAUUAAUUUUUGUAUUUAAUAAUGAUAUUGGUAUAAUUAAAUUUUCUUUAAUUCUUAAUUCAAUUGCUACAAUAGUUGCCUUUGGUAUUCAUUAUUUAGAACAAUUCAAAUCGACUAUUCCUAAUGGAAUAUUAUUAUUUUAUUGGUUAUUUCAAGUUAUUUUAAAUUUGGCAAGAAUUGGUAAUCUUUAUUUAAGAGAUAAUAUCAAUAAUUUAUUUGGAAAUUUUGUCAUUUUAUCAACAAUUAAUUCUUUUAUUAUAUUGAUUGUGGAAAUUCUGAUUCCAAUACAACCAUUAAAUAAUUAUUAUAGAUUUUUAAAAGAAUCUCCAUUUGAUCAAGCAAAUGUUUUUUCAAGAAUUACAUUUGAUUGGAUGGGGGCAUUAAUGAAAAAAGGUUAUCAUAAAUAUUUAACUGAAAAAGAUUUACCUCCAUUACCUAAAUCUUUAAAAGCUAAUAAAACUACCAAAGAUUUUGAUCAUUAUUGGAAUUCUCAAUCUACUAAUAAUAAAUCAUUAACUUUGGCUAUUGCUCAAGCAUUUGGUGGUCAAUUUUUAUUGGGUGGGGUUUUCAAAGCUGCUCAAGAUGCAUUAGCUUUUGUUCAACCACAAUUGUUACGUUUAUUAAUUAAAUUUGUUAAUGAUUAUUCUCGUUCAGUAGAAAAAGGUGAUCCUUUACCUUUAACUCGUGGUUUAAUGAUUGCUGUUUCGAUGUUUAUUGUUUCUGUGGUACAAACUGCAUCUUUACAUCAAUAUUUCCAAAGAGCUUUUGAUUUAGGAAUGAAGAUUAAAUCAUCAUUGACAUCAGUUGUUUAUAAUAAAUCUUUAGUAUUAUCAAAUGAAUCGAAACAAGAAUCUUCCACUGGUGAUAUUGUUAAUUUAAUGUCAGUUGAUGUUCAAAGAUUACAAGAUUUGGUACAAAAUUUACAAAUCAUUUGGUCGGGUCCAUUUCAAAUCAUUUUAUGUUUAUAUUCAUUACAUGAAUUAAUUGGUAAUGCCAUGUGGGCUGGAGUAGCCAUAAUGAUAAUUAUGAUUCCUUUAAAUGCUAUCAUUGCUAGAACUCAAAAAAAAUUACAAAAAACACAAAUGAAAUAUAAAGAUGAAAGAUCAAGAUUAAUUAAUGAAAUUUUAAAUAAUAUAAAAUCAUUAAAAUUAUAUGGUUGGGAACAACCUUAUUUAAAACAAUUAAAUUAUGUUAGAAAUGAAAAAGAAUUGAAAAAUUUGAAAAAAAUGGGGAUUUUUAUGGCUUCAUCUAAUUUCACUUGGAAUUUAGCUCCAUUUUUGGUUAGUUGUUCUACAUUUGCCGUAUUUUUAUGGACUCAAAAUAAAACUUUAUCAAGUGAUUUGGUUUUCCCAGCAUUAUCUUUAUUUAAUCUUUUAUCUUUCCCAUUAGCUGUUGUUCCUAUGGUUAUUACCAAUGUUGUUGAAGCUCAAGUUGCUAUUAGUAGAUUAACUAAAUUUUUAACUGGAUCAGAAUUACAAAAUGAUGCAGUUAUUAAAUCACCAAAAGCUAAAAAUAUUGGUGAUACUGCUGUUUCUAUUAAAAAUGGGACAUUUUUAUGGUCAAAAGUAAAAGGUGAACAAAAUUAUAAAGUUGCUCUUUCUAAUAUCAAUUUAACUUGUAAAAAGGGGAAAUUAGAUUGUAUUGUUGGUAAAGUUGGUUCAGGUAAAUCAUCUAUUAUUCAAGCCAUUUUGGGUGAUUUAUAUAAAUUAGAUGGUGAAGUGAAUUUACAUGGUAAAGUGGCAUAUGUUUCUCAAGUACCUUGGAUUAUGAAUGGUACCGUUAAAGACAAUAUUUUAUUUGGUCAUAGAUAUGAUCCACAAUUUUAUGAUAUUGUAUUAAAAGCUUGUGCUUUAACAGUUGAUUUAAGUAUUUUGCCUAAAGGAGAUAAAACUGAAGUUGGUGAAAAAGGGAUUUCACUUUCUGGUGGUCAAAAGGCAAGAUUAUCAUUAGCAAGAGCAGUUUAUUCUCGAGCAGAUGUAUACUUGUUGGAUGAUCCAUUAAGUGCUGUUGAUGAACAUGUAGGUAAACAUUUGACUGAUCAUGUUUUAGGACCAAAUGGAUUACUUAAAUCUAAAUGUAAGAUCUUGGCCACCAAUAAUAUUAAAGUUUUAAGUAUUGCUGAUACUUUGAAUUUGGUUAGUGAUGGAAGAUUAGUGGAACAAGGAAGUUAUGAUGAUAUUAUGAAACAAGAAUCUAGUAAAAUCCGUCAAUUAAUUGAAUCUUUUGGUAAGAAAAAAGAUGAUUCUCCAACUCCUACUCCUUCAACUCAAAUUGAUAAUGAAGCCACCAAUGAUGAAAUCAAGGUUAAAGAUGAUAUUAAUUUAGAUGAUUUGGAUUCAGAAUGUGAUUUAGAAGUUGAAAGUUUAAGAAGAGCUUCAGAAGCUUCUUUAGUUGUUGAUGAAGAACGUCAACUUGGAUCAAAUGCAUCACAACCUGAAGAAGAAGAAGAAGAAGAAGAAGAAGAAGAAGAUGAAGACACUAAAGCUAGAAAAGAACAUCUUGAACAAGGUAAAGUCAAAUGGGAAGUUUAUCGUGAAUAUGCUAAAGCAUGUGGUCCUAUCAAUGUGGUUAUUUUCUUAGGGUUUGCCCUUGGGUCUUAUUUGGUUAAUGUUGCCUCGACAUUUUGGUUAGAACAUUGGUCAGAAAUCAAUACCAAAUAUGGUUAUAAUCCUGAUGUUGGUAAAUAUCUUGGGAUUUACUUUUUAUUAGGUAUUGGAUAUUCAUUAGCUUCUUUGAUUCAAAAUACUUAUCUUUGGAUAUUUUGUACUAUUCAAGGUUCGAAAAAAUUACAUAAUAGUAUGGCUGUUAGUGUUCUUAGAGCCCCCAUGACUUUUUUCGAAACUACUCCAAUUGGUAGAGUUUUGAAUAGAUUUUCUAAUGAUAUUUAUAAAGUUGAUGAAGUCAUUGGUAGAGUUUUCAACAUGUUUUUCAGUAAUUCUAUUAAAGUUUUCCUUAGUUUGGUGGUUAUUUCAUUUUCUACUUGGCAAUUUGUAUUUUUUAUUUUGCCAUUAGGGGUCUUGUACAUUUAUUAUCAACAAUAUUAUUUAAGAACAUCUCGAGAAUUGAGAAGAUUAGAUUCAGUUUCUAGAUCACCAAUUUUUGCUAAUUUCCAAGAAUCUUUAACUGGGGUUUCCACCAUUAGAGCCUAUGGUAAAGAAGAAAGAUUUAAAUUUUUAAAUCAAUCAAGAGUCGACAAAAAUAUGAGUGCUUAUCAUCCUGCUAUUAAUGCCAAUAGAUGGUUAGCAGUUAGAUUAGAAUUUUUAGGUUCGAUCAUUAUAUUAGGAUCUGCUGGAUUAUCUAUUUUAACAUUGAAAACUGGUCAUUUGACUGCCGGGUUAGUUGGUUUAUCGGUAUCAUAUGCUUUACAAAUCACUCAAUCAUUGAAUUGGAUUGUUAGAAUGACAGUAGAAGUUGAAACCAAUAUUGUUUCUGUGGAAAGAGUUUUAGAAUAUUCUCGUUUGAAAUCUGAAGCUGCCGAGAUUAUUCCUGAUCAUAGACCACCACAAGAAUGGCCACAACGAGGAGAAAUCAAAUUUAUUGAUUAUUCAACCAAAUAUCGACCUGAAUUAGAUUUAGUAUUGAAAAAAAUUAAUUUAGAUAUUAAACCAAAAGAAAAAAUUGGUAUUGUUGGUAGAACUGGUGCUGGUAAAUCUUCCAUAACAUUAGCUUUGUUCAGAAUAAUUGAAGCUUUUGAUGGUAAUAUCAAUAUUGAUGGUAUAGAUACAUCAUCAAUUGGAUUAUAUGAUUUAAGACAUAAAUUAUCGAUCAUCCCUCAAGAUUCUCAAGUAUUUGAAGGUACAAUAAGAUCGAAUUUGGAUCCAACUGAUGAAUAUACUGAUGAUCAAAUUUGGAAAGCUUUGGAAUUAUCACAUUUGAAAGAUCAUGUUUUGAAAAUGUAUGAUCAAAGAGAAAGUGAUAAUGACAAUGACAAUGACAAUGACCAAAAUGACGAAGAAGGAGAUACAAAUUCAAAUACAAAUCCAUUAUUGGUUAAGAUAAGUGAAGGUGGAGCUAAUUUAUCUAUUGGUCAAAGACAAUUGAUGUGUCUUGGUAGAGUUUUAUUGAAAUUAAAUUAUUCCAAUAUUUUAGUAUUAGAUGAAGCUACUGCUGCUGUUGAUGUUGAAACUGAUCAAAUUUUACAAGAAACAAUUCGAAGUGAAUUUAAAGAUAAAACUAUUAUUACUAUUGCUCAUAGAUUGAAUACAAUUUUGGAUUCAGAUAGAAUAUUAGUUUUAGAAAAAGGUCAAGUUGCUGAAUUUGAUACUCCUUCAAAUUUACUUAAGAAGAAGGAUUCAUUAUUUUAUGCUCUUUGUGAACAAGGUGGAUUUAUAAAUGAUGAUGAAAUUAAAGUGGUAGAAGAGUUGAACUAA